UGCUCUGUCGCUGCAUGCUGGUGAAUGUGGGGAUGCUGCUGGUAUCGGUGAUGCUGAGAGUGCUGCACCAGACGAGUCUUUGUCUGCUCUGGGAAGGCUGGGCUCCAGCUGGCUCCCGCUAUGUGCAAAAGUCAGUGGGUCCCUCAGCACUCAGUGCAGGAGGCGAGCUGGUUGAUUGAUUGGGAUGCACACCACCAAUGCCCCCCCUCCCCCCAUCUACCCCUUCGUUCCCACCACCUCCUCCUCCUCCUCCUCCUGCCUGUUCUUGCUCAGGGAGCACAUGUGCCUCUCCUACUCUCCAUUUUUUUUUUUUUUUUUUUUUUUUUUUUUUACCCAGACCUGCUUUAUUACACACCAUGAAUACACGCCUGUGCAUGUGUAUAAACAAAGGUGCAUGCUCACACAUACAAUGAAGAAAAAAAGAUUAAAUCACAUGAAUGAAUGAAUGAGUGUAGAUUUUUUUUGCAUGAUUGGAACCAUAAGGUUUUUGCACUGGAACAUGUGUAAUCUAGGAGCAUUAAAAAUAACCAGUUGUCUGCAACAUUGGGGUUCAUGCAGGGCAACGCAUUUGCAGUCAUUACAGAUAACUGCUUAGCCAGACCAUUCUCCACACUUGUUUUUUUUUUUUUUUGCUCUAGCAGAGAGAUCCCUAACGAAUUCAUCAUUCCAGACAGAGACACAGAGAGAGAAAGAAGGAGAGAGAAAGAGAGAGAGAGAGAGAGAAAGAGAGAGAGAGAGAGAGGGCGCCUGGGGUAAAAUAUAAUUUUGACACAUUUUUGGUAUUGCAAGUGUUUUUUCUUUACAGCGUGUGAAUGAAUCUUCCCCCCAAGUGUUUGUGUGGAAGCGUGGAGUUGGAACCAAAAAAAAAAAAAAAAAAAAAAAAAAAAGGAGGCAAGAAGAAGCCUGUGUGCGUAAAAAGAAUCACCACCGACCAGCAGCUUUUUCAGGACUCCAAGCGACCAACCAACCAACCAGCCAGCCAGCCAGCCAGUGUCUGGGUGAACGUGCGUGUGCGUGUAUGUGCGCGCGCGCGUGUGCGUCCAUGCAUGCGUAUGUGUGUGUGUGUGGACCAGGCAGCUAACACACACUUAACAUUCGUUCGCAACAUGGCGUUGGAAGCGCCGAGAGACACGACGGCUCUCCAGCCGACUAAUGCCAGCUGAUUGUUAGUGGAAAAGCCAUGGAGGGGGACUGUUAUUAGCCAAAAGAGAGAAACCCUAAAAACAUUGUCAGAGAGUCCUUUUUACGCACCGUGCGGCUGGAGACAAUAGCGGAUUCCAACAUAUGCAUGUCGCUAUAACGGGAUAUAGCUGUAGACAGACGUGUACUACGCUGCUGCUGCUGCUGCUGCUGCUGCUAGGACCCCACUGGUUGGAGAUAUCAAAGGGCUGUACAUGGCGGUGGAGAGCACAAUUUGGCUGUUCUGUCUUCUGUUUUCGCUGUUUUGUGGUCCAUCCAAGCAAGAAAAGCCUGUUUCGGUGGAGCUGAGCUGCGGAGCUGGGCCCAGCCAUGUAGUGUUGGAGCCAGGUUUGCCCCUCUUGCUGGACUGCAACCUUGGGGCCAGCGAUACACCUUUCAAUGUCACCUGGCUUCAGGAUGGCCAGCGUUUGCCUCUGGAGGGGGUUGACUUCCUGCAGUAUUUGGCCAACGGAUCCCUCUUCCUGCAGCCGACCUCUAAGGAUGGCCGGUCUCCCCAGGGCAUGGAAGGGGGCUACAGCUGUGUGACUGCCAGCGCCCUUGGUGCCCUGACCAGCCGGACUGUAAAUGUUCUCCUAGCAAGUCUGUCCAAGUUCCAUCAGGAGCCAUCACCCCAAACGGUGCCCACUGGGGGAGCGGCUCGCUUCGAGUGCCAGAUUGAGGGAGUACCCACACCUCUCAUUACCUGGGAAAAGGACACAGUGGCUGUCCCUGAGGAGACAAGGUUCAUUUCCCUUCUCAACGGGGUGCUCCAGAUUCUGGAGGUGACCAAGGAGGAUGAGGGUGCCUACCGCUGUGUCGCGUCCAACUCUGCCAGGAAGGACAUCAGUCAUGAAGCCAGGCUCACUGUCACCACAGGUUUUUCUGAAGCCUUGAACGGAGUUGCGAUUGUUGCACCCCCUCAGAAUGCAACAGUCGUGCUCGGCCGUCCCGCUGUGAUGGAGUGUAUGGCACAAGGCCAGCCGAAGCCACUGGUGUCCUGGAGCAGACAAGAUGGGAAGCCCAUUUCCACUGAUGUGGUCGUCCUCGCAACAAACCUGGUGAUUAGGGACACAAGGCGUCACCAUGCCGGCGUCUAUGUCUGCCGGGCCAACAAGCCCAAGACCAGAGAGUUUGUCAUUGCUGCCGCUGAGCUGCAUGUGCCUGCCCCUCCAGUGAUUCUCCAACCCCCUGAGACCGUGUCCCUCUCCCGGGGCAACACAGCCAGGUUUGUGUGCAACAGCUCUGGGGAGCCCCCUCCAGUGUUGCACUGGCUUAAGGACGGUAAGCCCAUGAAGUCAUUCAGACGGGUGAAGACCCAGAGCCCUGGAGUCCUGCUCAUCAACCAGCUGGCGCUGGAGGACGAGGGCUACUACCAGUGCAUAGCAGACAACGGUCUGGGCACGGCCUGUGCCACUGCCAAGCUGACGGUCAUUGUGAGGGAAGGUCUGCCCAGCCCUCCUCGCCACCUCUCUGCCACGCCCUACUCCAGCACCACUGCCAUGCUCAUCUGGGAGAAACCUGAGUACAACUCGGACCAAAUCAUCGGCUACUCUGUGCACUGCCAACGCACCGCAGGCUCAGAUAAUGUGGAGUACCAGUUUGCGAUGAAUAAUGACACCACAGAGUAUCACGUCAAAGAGCUUCUACCCCAUACUGCCUACACAUUCUUUGUGGUGGCUUACUCUCCCAUGGGUGCCAGUCGCCCAUCCCUGCCUGUUACGGUAGAGAUGCUGGAGGACGUGCCAAGUGCACCUCCUCAGCUGUCUAUAGCCAGCACCUCCCCCACAGACAUCAGGCUGAUGUGGCAUCCAUUGUCCUCGCUGUACAGUCGAGGAGCUGUUACCCGCUACCGCAUUGAGUACAGCACCCUGGAUCAGGUGGACAAUGUGUUCUCAGUGGAAGUGGCGGGUAAUGAGACUCAGUUCACACUAAGAGAGCUGCAGCCCAACCAGGCCUACCGACUGAGGAUAGCAGCUGGGACAGGCGUUGGCUUCGGGGUUCCCUCCGAGUGGGCCCAGCACCAAACAUUAGCCCACUACAACCACAGCGACCACAGCAUGGUGAUCUUUGCCCCGACUGAGCUGAAAGUCAGAGCCAGAGUGAACACACUCAAUGUGACAUGGCAUCCCUCGCCCAAUCACACACUAGUCUCCGGUUACAAGCUGUCCUGUCGAGAGGUGGAGGCUGACGAAGCAACCAACGGAGAAAGAACAACGCAGACCCACACCAUCCGGCUCCGUAAGAAGGCCAGGUAUCACCUCCUCACUGGGCUGGUCCCUGACCGGCAGUACGAGGUGAGAGUUUGGGCGUUCAACAAGCAGAUAGAUGGAGCAGCUGCUGUGUGGAAGGGAAGGACAGACAAGGUCCAUGACAAAACAUCGUUGCCGCCCAUGCGGCCCCCUCCAUUGCCCCCGAGUAGCAUCCAAGCCAUGGCCAACAGCUCCACCUCCAUCUGGCUGCGCUGGGAGAAACCACGGUUCAGCAACGUACGCAUCAUCAACUACACAGUCCGCUGCAGCCCAGCGGGAACCACCAACGCCUCUCUGGUCUCCUAUUACACCAGCUCUGCUCAGGAGAUACUGCUCGGGGCGUUGAGGCCCUUCACCCGCUAUGAGCUGGCGGUGCAAUCUAAUGGAGUGGACGUGGUGGGACCCUUCAGCGGCACAGUGGAGGAGUCGACCCUGUCUGACCGGCCCUCCACACCUCCUGAGGAGCUGCAGCUGAGCGCUCUGGACUCCUCCUCUGCACUGGCGAGCUGGCGCCCUCCGCUGGAGCCUAACGGUAUCAUCGUCAGCUACAGGAUCUUGUUCAGUGGCAACCUCAGCCAGCCGGAGCACUUGUGGGAAAACCUCUCUCAGGACGGGAGCAUUACCAGUGUGGAAGUCCAGGGUCUGUCCAGUGGCACCCGUUACUUUUUUAAGCUGGGAGCGUCUACUGAGGUGGGGCCAGGGCCUUAUUCACCUGUAAAGGAUGUUCACAUCCCCCUUCAGAAAUAUGAGCUGGACAUCCAUGCAGUGACGGGCAUCAUAGUCGGUGUGUGCCUCGGACUGAUUUGCAUCCUCCUCUGCAUGUGUUUCAGCUUUCGAAACGGCAAAUCCAGGGAGGUGUCUGGGGGCCUGGACUCCACAGCUGUGACCCCUCAGUACAGGCGAGGAGGCUGCCCCGUUCCCUCCAACGUGCCAGAGUGCAGCGAUAGCCACGAGCUGGAGACACUGAUGCCCCCAGGCAGCCAAGAGUCUGGUCAGCCGCUAGAAGAGGCCCCAGAGGAGCAGAGCCUGAUGGCAAGUGCUAAUCCAGGGGAAGGGGAGGAUACCCCUGCACCUGAACCCAAGGCUGCUUGGAAUGGCUCUGUGAGUCAUAACUGGGCCAACAGAAUCACUAGAUACAGAGACACCAUAACAGAAGACUCUCCAACACUCAUUAAUGGAGCUCUCAACAUGCUAAUUACUGAUAACGGCACGGACCUAGAAGAUCAUCUGUGUACAUCCGUGUGCAGUAACCAGGUGGAGGCAGAAGUCAUUGUUCACUCAGAGCUGUCAGAACCAGGGAGGGAGAAAGAGGAGGAGGAGGGCGGCGAAAGGGAGACGGAUUCUAACACCACCAGGGCACCCUCAUUAUCAGAGGACAGGUAUUCCCCUUUGAGUCAGCCAAGCUCACCGGGAGAGGGGGAUGCUCUCGAAAAACUAUCGCUGGCCCAAAGCCCCUCGAGUCUUCCCUUGAUAAAGCUGAUGGCCAAUCACAACGGGGAGCUUCAAGGCACGGGAGACCAGCCGAGCGCAGACAUAGAGCCACGGCAGGACACGGGGCUAACCAAUGGCUUCCACUCCCCAAAGACGGUGCGUUCUGUGUUGAGGUCAGAGCACCUGGAGAACGGGGACUCCAGACAUUGUCCUUCGGCACCAGGGAAGACCAUCUCUGCCGGGCUGUCCCCUUCCCCCUUUGUCAGCUCCGGCCUGGUCCACUCUACCUCAACAGCACACAGUUAUCUGUGCCCGUAGCCCCCGCAUGUAGGGCAGCGACCCUUACACACACAUACAGACAUCAGACUGAUUUUUUUUCUUUUACGUACCCAGGAAGAAUCCCUACGGAUUAUUUUUAUGCACCUCAUUAUUGGAUUCCUUUCUCUUCUGUGCAAAGUUUUUAUAGGCAAUCCAUUGUUUCAUACGUGUGUAUAUACAGUAUACACAUAUUUUUAGUGGUAGAGUAUAUGGUUAUGCAUUCUCUGGCAUCGCAACCAUAUUUUCCUCUGGGUUUUUUUUUCUUCCUGUCUUUAGGAAAGAAAAGAGAGAUUUAACUUAACCAAGCAUAUGGAAGUAGAUUGAAGGAGGCUAUUCCCACUGUGUCGCGCAUGGCUUCGUUCCACUCACAUAUGAGAAAGCCUGCAAUAUUCUGUGAGUGAGUGAGACAGGCUGUCAUCAUGGAUGGGAGGAUCGGAAAACGCAGGCUCGACGGGUCUCCCUGGGCUUUGCCGCGUGGAUGCUACUUUACCGCGGCACUGAGGAAUAAGCCUUAAAGAAUAUCCGCACACUCUGAGAGUGCAGAACACCUGUGUCUCUCUCUAGUCUCCUGCUGUCUCAGGGUCCACACACACACACACACACACACACACACACUCUGAAACACACACAGAAAGCUAAAGUACAGCUGAUUCAACGGUAUCCCACCCAUAAAACACACAUUAACACACACAUUUCCUGACUGGAGUGUGGGGGUCUCAGGUGCCUAAUUAUUGUAGGUGCAUUUAUAACCUCUGUAUAUUUCUAUAGAUGAUUCUAUUCAGUACAAGUACAAAGUCAUCAUGAAGAAAAAACACUUAAAUGUAAAAAAAGAUAUGGAGUAUACAGAUUUGGUACACAUGAAGUAUUCUUUUCCAAAAUGCCAUAUAUCCACAUGGUGUGAUUUUUGUAAACCAGGGACACUCAGUUGAAAAGUAAAAAAAGUGUUUUUUCUGUAUUUCAGAUGGUGGAUAUCUCAUUUUGGAAUCAAAGUAUUUACAUGUUCAUGUUGGUACUGGUUUAAUUAUGUUGGUGGGAGAACUUGAGAAGAUGUUACAAGAACCCAUCUGUAGACCACUCUUCUGAUUUGGCUCCCAAUUAGGGAUGCACCAAUAACAUACUGUGCCAUUAAUUGUCAUUUAAACUCAGUAUAAUCAUUUUCUUACGUGAAACGCUGGCCAUGUUUUUAAUUAGAGUGGAAUUCAACUUGACUCUUUUGAACAUUUCCACAAUGCUAUACUCUUGCUACAAUACUGGAAAUCAACAUAAGCUGAUAUCCAAUCUGCAUUUAUCAGAUAGGAAAGGCGUUUGAUGUGGAAAAAAAUAAAAACAAAUGUGCUCCAA
Molecule: messenger RNA, 6518 nt
Organism: Sebastes umbrosus (honeycomb rockfish)
Lineage: Eukaryota; Metazoa; Chordata; Actinopteri; Perciformes; Sebastidae
Gene: igdcc4
Product: immunoglobulin superfamily, DCC subclass, member 4
Exons: 20
Coding region: 1395-5177 (1260 amino acids)
Biological process (GO): axon guidance; cell-cell adhesion
Cellular component (GO): plasma membrane; axon
Molecular function (GO): protein binding
Source: RefSeq, a predicted model, not a curated record